This is a messenger RNA of Penicillium soppii, 717 nucleotides long. Its product is annotated as complex I NDUFA5 subunit family protein. NCBI's taxonomy places the organism in Eukaryota, Fungi, Ascomycota, Eurotiomycetes, Eurotiales, Aspergillaceae. The record is from RefSeq and is a predicted model, not a curated record. The transcript is spliced from 3 exons. Gene Ontology annotation, biological process: respiratory electron transport chain. Bases 1 to 717 code for a protein of 238 amino acids.
AUGCGCUCUACACUUCGGCUACUGGCCAAUGUUAAGCCCCGGUACUUGGAGCCUUUUGCUCCGACCGGCUUGACUGGACUUUUCACACACCCCAGUCCUCGCCCUACCCUAAUCUACCUUUACUCGACCACUCUGCAAAAGCUUCAGGCAUUCCCCGAGGCCUCCGCCUACCGCCAGUCCGUCGAGGCAUUGACCCGCAACCGUUUGCAAAUUAUUGAAUCACAGAAACCCGCUGGAUUCGAUGCCUGGUUAGAGCGCGUGCGCAAGACCGUGGGAGCCGAGCCUGAGCGGUACUCGAAGGUACAGCGCACCGAGGGUGGCUUCACCCAUGCCGCUGCUCAACAAAAGGAUGGAAGCGACAAUCCUCGUGGUGAGGAAUGGGAUGGCGAAGGACCCCCAGUCCCCGGUGGUGGUCCCCGUACCCCUCAAGAACAAGCCGAAUGGGCCCAAAUCAUGGCCGAGGCCAGCGAGACCACUGAAAAGGCCGAGCACGAUUUCUACCACCAAGAAAUGAAGUGGGAGAGCGAGCCUGCUCUCACUGCCGACCAGAUCUCUCACGUUGAGCAGCAGAUUGGUGCUGGUCUUAUUGAGGAAGUUAUCCAGGUCGCUGAGGCGGAGCUCAAGCUUGUGGAUGAGUUGGCUAAGGCCAAGGUUUGGGAGGAACUCGAGGAGAAGCCCCAACCCGGCCAGUGGUCCUACUUUGAGCGUGGCAACUAA